This is a messenger RNA of Oreochromis niloticus (Nile tilapia), 5137 nucleotides long. RefSeq names its product protein diaphanous homolog 3. NCBI's taxonomy places the organism in Eukaryota, Metazoa, Chordata, Actinopteri, Cichliformes, Cichlidae. Gene Ontology annotation, molecular function: small GTPase binding; actin binding. The record is from RefSeq and is a predicted model, not a curated record. Gene Ontology annotation, biological process: actin filament polymerization; actin cytoskeleton organization. The transcript is spliced from 31 exons. Bases 349 to 4041 code for a protein of 1230 amino acids. Gene Ontology annotation, cellular component: actin filament.
AGCUGACGUAAUCAUUGCGCGGGUCUGUCAAAAAAAGUAUCUUAAUUUUACCCACCUAGCGCUUCUGCUGAAACUCGUAAUGACUCUAUGGCUUUAGUUAAUGUUCGGGUGAAUUUUGUAAGUCUUCGGGAAAAUUGUUACUCUUAAGGCGCAUUUUUUUCGUUAACGGAAAGUCGAGCGUUACGUGACAGUCAAUAAAUUGGAUUAGCGCUAAGUCAAGUCACCGGUGAAUGAUAGUAUUGUAAACCUGGCUAGCUAGCUAAACGGACAGCUCUUCUAUCGUCUGCAUGCAAUAAGAGGUUUAGGUCUUCAGUAGCUGUCAGCUGGUGUAGAAGUCAUUGGGCCAUCAUGGAGAGUUACAGUCAGCGGUUUGAAUCCACCACCGGACGGGACAGUAAAUCUCAAAAGAAGAAGGGCUCCACUUCGUCAUACACCGAUGACGGAGACCGCAAACCAAAAUUUCACUUACCCUUUAGAAACAUCACAGAUGAUGUGCUGGACAGAUUUGCCAGUAUACGGAUUCCCGGUAGUAAAAAGGAGCGUCCACCCUUGACACAAUCUAAGCACAAUGCAAACGACUGGUCCAGUUCUUCAUCCUCCACCUCACAUCAUUUUGAGGAACUGUCGUCAAAGAUAAACUCAGAAAAGGAGAUCUUGGCUCUUUUUGAAAAGAUGAUGGAAGACAUGAACUUGAAUGAGGACAAAAAGACUCCUUUGAGAGAAAAGGACCUCAACACAAAGAAAGAAAUGGUCAUUCAGUAUAUAUCAACUGCCUCUAAAACUGGCAGCUUGAGAAACAGCCAUCAGAUAUCUCCCCAGGAAUUCCUUAGUGAGCUGAAGUCAGGGGUCAUGGAUGAACGUCUGUUUUCCUGUCUAGACUCACUGCGAGUGUCCCUUACCAGCAACCCCGUCAGCUGGGUGCAAAACUUUGGGCAUGAAGGUCUUGGACUGCUGCUAGACAUUUUGGAGAGGUUGCUAUUCAAGAAACACCAAGAGAAAAUUGACAAAAAGAACCAACAUAAAGUUAUCCAGUGUCUCAAAGCCUUCAUGAACAACAAGUAUGGCUUGGAUCGAAUUCUGGGGGAGGAGAAAAGUCUUGCUUUACUGGCAAGAGCCAUUGAUCCCAACCAGUCUGCAAUGAUGACUGAUGUGGUAAAGCUGUUGUCGGCCAUCUGCAUUGUAGGAGAAGAGAACACUUUGGAGAAGGUCCUUGAAGCCAUCACCACAGCGGGGGAAUGGCGAGGCAUUGAGAGGUUCAGUCCCAUUGUGCAAGGACUACGAGAUCGCUCAGUUCAAUUACAAGUGGCAUGCAUGCAGCUCAUCAAUGCACUAGUAACAUCCCCUGAUGAGCUGGACUUCAGGCUGCACAUUAGAAAUGAAUUUAUGCGCUGUGGCCUGAAAGAGAUAUUGCCGCAACUGCUAGUCAUCAGGAAUGAGGCCCUUGACAUUCAGCUCAAGGUAUUUGAGGAGCACAAAGAAGAGGACAUGAUGGAGUUCUCUCACAGACUGGAAGACAUUAGGAGUGAGCUUGAUGAUGCGGGCGAUGUAUUCAGUAUUGUGCAGAGCAUGGUAAAGGACAGCAGUGCAGAGCCAUAUUUCAUCUCUAUACUGCAGCACCUCGUGCUUAUACGAAAUGACCACUUGAUCAGGCCACAGUACUUUAAGAUCAUUGAGGAAUGUGUUUCUCAAAUUGUGCUCCACCGUAGUGGCACUGACCCAGAUUUCAGUUAUCGCAAGCGCCUCGAUGUCGACUUUAGCCACCUAUUAGAGGUGUGCGUGGAUAAAUCUCGAAUAGAUGAAUAUGAACAACGAGCUUCGGAACUGGCACAGAAGUUUGAUGAGGAGUUUCUAAGCAGACAGGAGGCACAAGCUCAGCUGGUCAAGUGUGAAGAAAAAAUAGCUGAACUCCAAGCAGAGCUACAGGCCUUCAGGUCCCAGUUUGGAGCUGUACCUGUGGGGCCGGCCUCUGCCAAUGCUGGACAGGCAUUAUCUUCUUCAACAAUCCCAUCUGGGGUUCCAUCUCCUGCUCCAGCAUCUCUUGGGCCAGUCCCACCACCACCUCCCCCUCCGCCUCCGUUACCUGGUUGCCCUGCACCACCUCCACCACCUGGAAUGCCUCCUCCAUUUGGUGCUCCCCCACCACCCCCUCUUGGAUUUGGGGGUGGUCUAGGCUCACCUACCCACCACACUCUGCCUUAUGGCCUCAGGCCAAAGAAAGAAUUCAAGCCUGAAACCUCCAUGAAGCGCCUGAACUGGUCCAAGAUUCGUCCCCAAGAAAUGUCAGAGGGCUGUUUUUGGGUGCGGGUUGAUGAGGACCAGUAUGCAAAGCCAGAUCUGCUCAACAGAGUUGCUCUUACUUUUGGAUCACAGAGAACAGAAACAAAAGACUGUGAGGAGAGUGUACCAGCAGAGGAACCACCUAAAAAAGAAGAGGACGAUACAGAGGAUAAGAAAUCCAUAAAGAAGAGAAUUAAAGAGCUGAAGGUGCUCGAUCCGAAGAUUGCACAGAAUCUGUCCAUCUUCCUGGGCUCCUUCCGCAUCCCUUAUCAGGAAAUUCGACGCAUGAUAGUGGAGGUCGAUGAAGAGCAACUCUCUGAACCUAUGAUCCAGAACCUUGUAAAACACCUACCGGAGCAGGAGCAGCUUAAUGCGCUGGCCACAUACAAAAAUGAGUACUCUAAUUUGUCAGAGCCUGAGCAGUUUGGUGUUGUGAUGAGCAGUGUGAAGCGGCUGCGUCCUCGCCUCAGCCACAUCCUCUUCCGGCUUCAGUUUGAGGAGCACGUAAACAAUCUGCGACCAGAUAUUCUGGCCGUAAACGCCGCAUGUGAUGAGGUCAGGAAGAGCCGCUCCUUUGGCCGCUUAUUGGAGCUGGUGCUACUACUGGGGAAUUACAUGAAUGCGGGCUCUCGAAACGCCCAAUCAUAUGGCUUUGACCUGAGCUCCCUUUGCAAGCUAAAGGACACCAAGUCAGCAGAUCAGAAGACAACAUUACUUCACUUCCUGGCACAAGUAUGUGAGGAGGAAUUUCCAGAUGUGGUCAAGUUUCUUGACGACCUAGAGCACGUGGAUCGAGCUAGCAGAGUGUCUGCAGAGAAUCUGGAAAAGAGCCUCAGGCAGAUGGAGAGGCAGCUGCUGCAGCUGGAGAGAGACCUGGAGACUUUCUCCUCCUCCGAUGACCCCAACGACAUGUUUCUCACCAAAAUGGCUAGCUUCAGCAAAGUUGCACGGGAGCAGUAUGACAAGCUGGUGAUCAUGCACGGCAACAUGGAGACGCUGUAUCAGAACCUGCUGGAGUACUUUGCUAUUGAUCCUAAGAAGACUUCUGUGGAGGAGCUGUUCACUGAUCUCAGCAACUUCCGUUCAAUGUUCACUCAAGCACUGAAAGAGAACUUCAGGCAGAGGGAGACGGAGGAGAAACAGAGGAGAGCGCGGGCAGCAAAGGAGAAGGCAGAGCGUGAAAAGCGGGAGAGACAGCAGAAGAAGAGGAGGUUGCUGGAAGUCAAUGCAGAGAAUGAUGAGACAGGUGUGAUGGAUAGUUUGCUGGAAGCCCUACAGUCAGGAGCUGCAUUCAGAGACCGCAGGAAGAGAGCGCCAAGACCCAGAGGUAACCACCACCAGACGAUCAGCCCCAGCUCCUUCCGCCAGGUCCUCAGGCCUGUUAACUAUGAAAACAACAAGGCACCUUUACAAAGGUCUCGCUCUCGGCAGAAUAUAAAUGUGAGUUCAGCGGCGGUGAAAGCUCCCUCUGCCCGGGAGGCCCAUAACGAGUCUGAGAGCCAUCCAUCUGCAGCCAGAGCCAAAGCUGCUGUGGGUUCAGAGUCGGGCCGCGGGUACAGGAACGUGGCGGGUCACGGCUAUGGGCCGGACAGAGAGAGGGUGGUGGAGAGAGUUAAAGCGACCGAAAAAGAGAUGGAGGUUGGCACAGGGAGCGCGGGAACUCCAGCCUUCCAGUCAUCCUCCUUUAGUCCCACAGUGAGCAGCUGUGGCACCAAUGGAGAGUCAGAUGUAGAGGCACUCCUCGCCAAACUAAGAGCCUUGUGAGGGUCAUUUCUUAUAUUUGAAAGAAAAUAUACAUAUAUAUAUAUAUAUAUAUACAUUUUUUUUAUAUACAGCAUAUAGUACGUUUCUGCCCACACAUUUAAAUAUACUCUGAUUAUAACCUUAAAGGUCAUAAUCAAAAGCUUUGUUAACAAGAGGAAAUGUAAAUAAAUAGCUGGGCAACUAAAUAAUAGCUAUGCAUUUGUUUAGAAACGGUAAUGAAUUCAUGGACCAUGUUUUUAAGGCUCAGUGGUACAAAAAAAAAUCAUUUUCUGGCAGAUGGAGCACAGAAAGCUGAUCGCACUUUGGCCUGCCCAAUGUCCUCAGAGGUUAUUUCUUGAAAAACUCUGAUUGUGAUUCAUUAGGAAUACUGAAGCGUAUUAGUUGAUUACAUUAUAGUUCAAAAAUGAAAAUGCACCCAAAUAGAUUCUGCCGUCUUUAUCUGAUCCUCCUCUGUGUGCCGCCAUUAACAUUUAUAAAUUCCAAAGAAUCAGAAUAUAACAGCUUUUCCUCUGAAAGCUGCAGAUGCCAUGUUGCUAAGCAUUUUUUUUUUUGUAAACCAUAAAAAAUGUUUAAAAACAAACUUUAAUCGCAUUUGCAUUUUUACAUCUUUAUCAUAUGUCUUGUCCUGUCUGUAUUUAUGUAUCACAUUAGUCAAGUACAAUUCAAAGUUUCAAACUUACAUUUGUUUGUAUAACUUUUGGGUUUUAUUUUUUUAUGUUUUCCUUUCUUUCUUUCUGUUCUUUAUAAGUUCUUUUUGUUUCCACUCCCUGUGUGUUAAUGGUCUGUCUCUGUGUUUAUAAAUGUUUUAAUACUUACGAGUUAUGCCACGGUUGCGCUUCCACAGGUCCUAAUAUUAGAUUUUGUUAGAGUUUGGUGGUACUGGACUGUUUUUUGGUCUCUGUGUAUUUUCUAGUGAAUGUAAGUCUUCAGAAAAGGGAACAAACUUUGAUCCAAAAUAUGGCACAAAGCACCAGAAUGUGUUUUUUUUUUUUUUUCUUCUGCACUGCAACUGAACUUACUUAACCAUACUUGUUAUAUCUCUCUGUAUUCCUAAUUUUUGUAGACAUAUUUGCAAUAAAAAAAAAAGUAAAAAAUG